Messenger RNA from Heterobilharzia americana, 3585 nucleotides. NCBI's taxonomy places the organism in Eukaryota, Metazoa, Platyhelminthes, Trematoda, Strigeidida, Schistosomatidae. The record is from the annotation of a GenBank genome assembly.
AUGAGUUCAUCAGACCUGCUGAAAAAAGAUGAUCGUUUCAAUUUAACAUUAGAUGCAGAUAAUGUCGGUAUGCUCCGACCUGGUACUGUACUACAACUGAUCGACUGUCGACUGUGUCGUCUAGUGCAUAAAGAAGACCAAACUUCUUCGUAUCGAUUUUCUACACGUCGUUCGAAACCGGUCUCAAUGCUUCAGUGUGCAGUUGUCGGUGGUAAAGCACUAGCUGCCUUAGCUGCUUCAAUUAAAAAUCUAUCUCCUCAGGAUGCUUUGAAUUGGUUCAGUACAGGUCCACGACUGGUCUAUUUAUCUUUAGCAUCAAAGUCUAUUGUUUGCAGUCCCGUGAACAUAUCAUCUUCGGUAAGUGUAAAUAGUAAUAAGUGUUCUAGUCAUGCUAAGUUAUCAGGACAUGAAACAGAUAACAGCAUUUCCGAUAAUGGUGUUCACAGUAUUUUAUCAUUGUUAAGCACUUAUCGAUUGCCUAUAGUUACACGUCCUGUAGUGGGAUUACGCUCCAGUGAAUGGUUUUUUAUGGGGAGACUUACCAAUCACUCGUUAAUAUCGAAUUCAGACUCUGUAAAUUUGCAUUCAUUACUACAGAUAUUUUCUUGUCAUCAUGGUGAUCUUAUAUUUCUGGAACCGUUGUCUGACUGUAGUGGAUCUGUUUAUCAAGCGGAUUCUUCAAAUGUAUCUGGUAAAAGUCGAUUUUUUGUCGUCACUACAGAUAUGCUACUUCAGCAUAAUUUUCUAGUUGCAGAUUCACAAACAUGUGAAACUUAUAGUCGUGAACUUGAGACACAUGCUUUUAGAGUUUCACAUUUCUUAGCCGCUUGUCAUCCUGUUCAAGGUUUAACGUAUAUUUUAAAGCAUUUAGAGGAUAUUAGUCAUUCAUCGAACACUGGACCAUCACAUAUUCCAUUGACUAGAACUCUUGGACCAAUCACAAAUCGAUUUAGUACUAUUGCUAUCCAAUCAGCUGUUACUAGUAUAGCAGCAAUUGCAUCAUUAGGUAUGCAUGAAGAAUACAAUGAUAUUCCAAAUGAUCCAUGUCAAUUAAAUGAAAUCCAACCAAAAGUAUUAAAUCAUUUAGCUUUGAAUUAUACUAAUUAUGUUGGCAAUAAUACAAAUUCAUUAUUAUUAUUAUCCUCAUCAAUUGAUAAUAAUGAUUUUUAUCAUUCAACAAAUUGUUUAAAUACACAUUCUAGUCUUUCAUCAUCAUUAUUUACUAGUGAAACAGAUGAGAUGAAUGCAUUAUGCGAUGAAAUUGAAGAUAUUUACUUUUAUGUACGUAAUGGACACUUUCCUAUGCAUUCACAUUCUUUAUCUUCAUUAUUAACACAUCAGCAUGUAGAGAAAGAUUUCAAUGUGAUCAAUACAUCUGCACCUAUUUCACCAUAUUUUAAUAAAUUAUCUACUAAUCAGUUUAUUUCAAAUAAAAUAUUCAAUGAUAAAUCAUUGACAAUUGAACAGACAAUAAAAGAUCAGAAUAAUAUUAAAAAUGCUGAUAAGUAUAAAAAUGUACAGAAUCAUUGUAAUGUGAAUAGUAAGUUUCCAGUGAAAAUUACAAGUAAAGCGCCUAUCUUAUUGAUUCGUCCAAAACUUUAUGAAACUGGUAGUGAAGAGAUUAAACAACAAUUGACCUCUACAUCUAUACCAUCGAAUCAACAAAAUGUUUGGAAUUCUACUCAACAGUUAAGUUAUUCCAGUGUACAUGAAGUAAAUAAUAUCAGUAAUAAUUUUCAUUUGGGUGAUUCAAAUCUUAUACAAAGAAGACCAUGGCAACCACUGACCAAUCGAAGAUCAUCUGGUAUCGUGCAUGUAGUUAAGCCUAUACAAACUGUAGAUAAUAAACCAAAAGUCUUUCUGAAUACUUCUACUACUACUAACAAUAAUAAUAAUAACAAUCACAGCAGUAGUGUUGAUAAUCCAACAACAUUUCCUUUAGUUCCUUUAACUAAUACCUGCAAUUAUCCUGCUUCCGUUAGUGUUUCUAGUCCUUUUAUAGCGCCUUGUGAACGUGGAGCCAUGCGUUUAUCGAUGACAGCACCAACAACUCCUGGAUGUCAAUCAAUGCAAAACACUCCCAGGCAUUACAUCAGUCAUCCUAUUAAUAUUAAUACAUAUACAACUGGUAUCUCACUACAUGAUGCAAGUCAUUGUACCCAACAGCCAGCCUAUUCAACAAAUAAACAACACCCAGCCCCUUUGUUCUACUCUCCUAAUCAACCAGGGGUAACACUGUCCACCAAUAGCCUAAACCAGUCAGACAGGCCGUUGUUCAUGACAACUUCGGUGAAUAUGUCGGAUAAACAAAAUUGUGUGUACCAGAAACAUGUGGAGAAUAAUAAUGUCAUUGUUAAUAAUGGAGAAUAUAUUUAUGAUGAGCCUAGAGAUGAAUGCUGUCAGACACACCAGCGUAAGACUACUUAUAACAAUUACAGUAGUGUGAAUCGGAAUGCAGCAAAUGGUUUGUGGUAUCAUGAUACCAAUCAUGAUAUACCAUCACCGGACCAGAGUAGGCAUCAUUUAAGCUUGUCUGCAUCUCACCUUUAUCCAUGUGUCAAUACAAGUUGUCAAGCAAGCCUACCGAUGUAUGAGAGUGACAUGUCUUUAGGGCAUGUGUAUACAUCAUCUUGCUACCUUGCUAACAAUGCCACCAUUACUACUGUUACUGCUACUAAUAAAUAUGACAAAAAUAAUACUGCCUCCCAUUCAGUGAAUAAUUUGUCGAGCGAAGAAGUGACUACUUCCAUGGUAAAUCGUAUUGAGAUUCUACCAAGAAUGAGUAACUCUUCAAAGAAAACUGCAGCUACCACACCUACUACUAGUAGGGUGAAUAACACUGGGAUAUAUUACUUUCCAUUAAAAACUCAAACAUCCACUUACGUGCCUACCAGUUUCCGUUACCAACCUGUACAGAGUUGUUCACCAAUACAACAACCACCAUCUAUGCCACUUUUAUAUCCAUUACCGUCAGGAGGAACUGGAACACCUGAUCAUGCUUCACGUCUAUACCAAUCCACUAUAGUGUCUCCGUAUAUGGACCAAACCCAAAUAGCUGUGCACAAACAGUCUUACCCUGCUAUGCGAUUGAACAGACAAAUCACUACAGUUACACAUUUGAACUGUGGAAUGCACAAUUCAAUAGCUCCAUCACCGCUACCAUCCAACAUUCUAUUGCAGUCACCGAAACAUAAACGUACUGAGCUGACAAAUUCAUCACCAGAUACAGGAAUCGGUGUAGAGAGUACUUGUGACCAACAGAUUGUAGGUGGAUCUUUUGUGCCUUUCAAUUCAUAUCAUUCAUCUUCUUCGUCGAAUAUGGCUGUUUGGUCAUCAACAGAUCAUAAUUAUCAUCAAUAUUGUCAGGAUAACACUACUACUACUGCUGCUGCUGCCACUACUACUACUGUUAAUACGAGUUGUAUUGAUAGAAAUUCUGAGGAUAGUUCUGUACGACAUCCUACUUCAUGCAGAUCAACGAAAUUUUUUGUACACAAUACUCAUAUAAACAGUUCUAGUAAUAAUAUUAUUACUAGUAAAGAUCACACUAUCAGUAGUAGUAAUCAACCAGUCUAUCGAUUUUAA